AUGUCCAAAGACCCAAAUCGACCGAACAUAGUCCUGAUUCUAGCAGACAAUCUGGGAUGGGGCGAGCUGGGCUGUUACGGAGGAGGCGCAUUGCGCGGCGCCUCAACUCCACGUAUCGACAACUUUGCGACCGAAGGCCUCCUCCUACACAACUUCAACGUGGAAAGUGACUGUGUCCCUACGCGUUCGGCUCUGAUGACAGGGCGCCAUCCCAUACGAACAGGCUGUCUUCAAUCAGUGCCAGCCGGAUUUCCCCAGGGACUCACACUAUGGGAGAAGACGCUCCCCGAGUGUCUGCGCGAAGAGGGCUAUGCAACUGCUCACCACGGCAAGUGGCAUCUAGGGGAUAUACCAGGGCGCUAUCCCUCCGAUCGAGGGUUCGACGAGUGGUUCGGGAUUCCGAGGACGACAGACGAGAGUCAAUUCACUUCCGCUAUUGGAUUUGACGCCGAGGUGGCGGAAUUGCCAUACAUCAUGCAGGGCACCGCUGGCCAGCCAUCAACGGAGGUCUGUGUCUACGACCUAGAGAAGCGGAGGCUGAUUGACGAGAUGCUGGUGGAGAAGAGCAAAAAUUGGCUUUCAAGGAAGGCGUCAGCCAAAGCUCCAUUCUUCCUGUACCACCCCCUCGUCCACUUACAUUUCCCCACGCUGCCGCAUCCAGACUUCGAACGCUCCACGGGUAAUGGAGAGUUCGCAGACUCUAUGGUUGAGAUGGACUUCCGUGUGGGUCAACUUCUGGAUCAUAUUGAUGAUAUUGGGGUGCGCGAGAAUACAGUAGUUAUAUUCGCGUCGGACAACGGACCAGAGUUUAGGCCGCCGUACCGCGGGACCGCGGGGCCGUGGUCAGGCACCUAUCAUACAGCCAUGGAAGGAAGCCUCCGCGUUCCCUUCAUCAUCAGAUGGCCUGGGAAGGUGCCACAAAACGUCACCUCAAACGAGAUGGUCCAUAUUACGGACAUUUUCACAACUGCAAUAGCCAUAGCAGGGGCCACAAAGCCUAAGGAUCGACCUAUUGACGGAAUAGAUCAGGUGAGGUUCUUCCAGAGCCCGACCGUGGAGAAAAGCGAACGUGAGGGAUUUCUUUUCUAUCUCAAGGAUGACCUUAGGGCUAUUAAAUGGAGGCAUUGGAAACUACACUUAAUCUGGGAGCCAAAGGUGAAUCAGUCGUCGGGAAAGCUGGAAUCGCCUUAUCUAUUCAACACUCUUCGCGAUCCGAAAGAAGAAGGUGAUAUUCUUGCGUACAAUACGUGGGUGUUGCAGCCUAUGAUGAAAUUGAGGGCCGCAUUCCAGAAGAGCCUGGCGGAGGAUCCUGCCCGUAUCAAGCCAAUGACAUGA
Molecule: messenger RNA, 1335 nt
Organism: Didymosphaeria variabile
Lineage: Eukaryota; Fungi; Ascomycota; Dothideomycetes; Pleosporales; Didymosphaeriaceae
Exons: 1
Coding region: 1-1335 (444 amino acids)
Molecular function (GO): arylsulfatase activity
Source: RefSeq, a predicted model, not a curated record